Molecule: messenger RNA, 611 nt
Organism: Arachis ipaensis
Lineage: Eukaryota; Viridiplantae; Streptophyta; Magnoliopsida; Fabales; Fabaceae
Product: large ribosomal subunit protein uL15c-like
Biological process (GO): translation
Cellular component (GO): ribosome; cytosolic large ribosomal subunit
Molecular function (GO): structural constituent of ribosome
Source: RefSeq, a predicted model, not a curated record
UCUCUUCUCUUUUGAUAAGGUAUGCGUGUUGGGCUACGAAAAUAUGUCCAUGUAAAUCUGAGGGACAUAGAGGAUGCUAGAUUUAAGGAUGGUGAAGAGGUGUCUCUUGAAACUCUAAAGGAGAAGGGUGUGAUUAAUCCAUCAGGAAGAGAAAAGAAACUUCCUUUGAAGAUUUUAGGUGAAGGAGAGCUUAGUAAGAAGUUGACAUUUAAAGCCCGUGCUUUUUCAACAUCCGCAAAGGAGAAACUAGAGAGUGCUGGUUGUUCCCUCACUGUGCUUCCUGGCCGUAAGAAAUGGGUUAAGCCAUCUGUUGCUAAAAACCUUGCGCGUGCUGAAGAAUACUUCGCCAAGAAGCGAGCUGCUGCAGCUGCAUCUGAACCAGCUUCCGCAUGAAGUUGAAACAUUCAUGUGCAUCACAUGUAGAAAUCUUGUACGGUGAAAAGUAGUUUCAUAGGAACCACCACAUGUUUCACGUUCUUUAGUAUCUAUGUGCUGCUUCAUUUAGUUAUUUUUCUACAUAAAGGCAGUAAUUCUUUGUUCAUUUUGCAUUGUAAUGUAUUAUUAUGCAAAUUCAGUAAUUCAAUGUUGUAUACCUCAUUAAAUUUUGUCCA